CAAUCUCCUGACCUUGUGAUCCUCCUGCCUCAGCUUCCCAAAGUGUUGAGAUUACAGUUGUGAGCCACCACACCCAGGCCUGUCAGAUAAUUUCUUAUGGCCAGUUUUUACAUAGAGUAAUUUUAGGUUUUAUGGCUGGCUUUGGGGAAAAGGGGUUCUGGUUUUUAUAGCUGGCGUUUGAAAAGAAUGGAACUGAGUGACAAGAAGACAGGAGAGGGUCAGAGAAACACUACUUCUGAGGCUGCUGUUGAGGGCUUCAUUUUGGGGUAUUGUCCUCUAAGCCCCAACAGUGUCAAAGUGUACACAAACCAUACACAGCGUUGUUAGGAAAUGGGCUCCUGGCUGGCUCUGUGGAGUAUGUGUGUGUCUGGGUGUGUGGCUGCUGUCUGCAUCCUUCUCCCCCUACCAGCCUCCCCACCUCCUCUCCAGCCACCCAGGGAUUGGUGACUCUCAGCCCCUCCCCUCAGCUCCCCUAGACCCUCCCAGAGCGUUUAUCAGGGAGCUGGGACUGAGUGACUGCCGCCUUCCCAGAUCCCCUCCACUCGGUUUGUCUCUGCAGCAGCACAGGCAGCACCAGUGUGUGAGGGGAGCAGGCAGAGCUCCCAGCCAGCUCCCUGAUCCUGCCAGAUCAUCCAGCCCCAGGCACAGAGCUGGUCCACAGGUAGGCUAUAUCCUCCUCUUCUCCCCCUUACCUGAGUCCUGUCCCUUUGCUCUCCCAGGCACCAUGAGGAUCACGCUGCUAUUCACAGCCAUCCUGGCCUUCAGCCUAGCUCAGAGCUUUGGGGCCAUCUGUAAUGAGUCACAGAAGGAGGUGGCUUCUCGAGGGGGUCACAACAAGAAGAACAUGAAUCUCUACCAGCUGGUCCAGAGACUCUACGAAAUCCACUCCUUCUCUCUGGAGGAACUGCUUGUAGCCCUGAGCCAGGCUAUCUUGGAUUCCAGGGGAUCAGAAACAGCACUUCCCCGGAAACGUAACAUGCAGGACUUGUUUGUGGGACUUAUGGGCAAGAGGAACGUCCAGCCAGACUCUCCUACUGAUGGGAAUCAAGAGAGUAUCCCUAGCUUCGGUACCCUCAAGUAUCCCCCCAGUGCAAAAUGAGCACUCCGCUUUUGGACCCUUGGACUACAUCAGGAAGACCUGUCUCUCUGCCCCAAUCCCCAGGUGCACAUGCUCCUAUUGCCCUUUUUCUUCCCCAUUCUUGUAGCAUUCUUGUGAUUUGACUCCUUCCCCAUCUUUUCCACCUGAUCCUGGCGUGGAAACUACAUAGUGAAUAUCCCCAAUCCUAAUGGACAUUGACUGUAGAGCCCCUUAGAGUCCUGAAGUGAAGAAUAUAACGUCUCUCUACUCCUCAACAAUAAAGGAUUUUUGCAUAUGAA
Molecule: messenger RNA, 1377 nt
Organism: Callithrix jacchus (white-tufted-ear marmoset)
Lineage: Eukaryota; Metazoa; Chordata; Mammalia; Primates; Cebidae
Gene: TAC3
Product: tachykinin precursor 3
Biological process (GO): positive regulation of blood pressure; tachykinin receptor signaling pathway
Source: RefSeq, a predicted model, not a curated record